This is a messenger RNA of Daktulosphaira vitifoliae (grape phylloxera), 1562 nucleotides long. RefSeq names its product 26S proteasome regulatory subunit 6B (gene Rpt3). Gene Ontology annotation, biological process: proteasome-mediated ubiquitin-dependent protein catabolic process. Gene Ontology annotation, cellular component: proteasome regulatory particle, base subcomplex. Gene Ontology annotation, molecular function: ATP hydrolysis activity; proteasome-activating activity; ATP binding. The record is from RefSeq and is a predicted model, not a curated record. Bases 147 to 1391 code for a protein of 414 amino acids. The transcript is spliced from 6 exons. NCBI's taxonomy places the organism in Eukaryota, Metazoa, Arthropoda, Insecta, Hemiptera, Phylloxeridae.
UUUUGAUAACGUCCAAUAGAAGUAUAAUAGUAUUCACUCACUAAGUGCUUAAAUUUUAAAGUAAAAUACUGAUCUAAACUGUAAUAUUUAAAAACUUUUUAAUUAAUUAAUAUUAAUAUCGUUAUAUUUAACACAUUCUUUUAAUUAUGGAAGAAAUUGGUAUUGUUUUGCCAGAAAGGGAUGAUAGUCAAGAUUCUAAGCCAACAAUGCCAAAUUUGAAUAAUGUAGAAGCUUGUUUAGAUAGCUUAGAUCAUUACUCCAGAUAUAAGCGCUUACAAAGAUACCUUGAAUUUUUAACUGUACAAGAAGAAUAUAUUAAAGAUGAACAGCGUAACUUGAAAAAGGAGUACUUACAUGCUCAAGAAGAAGUGAAACGUAUUCAAAGUGUACCAUUAGUUAUUGGACAGUUUUUAGAAGCUGUGGAUCAAAAUACCGGUAUUGUAGGUAGUACUACUGGGUCAAAUUAUUAUGUUCGCAUACUAUCUACUAUUGAUAGAGAGUUACUUAAACCAUCAGCCAGUGUUGCUUUACAUAAACACAGCAAUGCUUUAGUUGAUGUAUUACCACCCGAAGCAGACUCUUCUAUAUCUAUGCUUCAAGCAGAUGAGAAACCUGAUAUUCAAUACUCAGAUAUAGGUGGAAUGGAUAUGCAAAAACAAGAAAUUCGAGAAGCUGUGGAACUUCCCUUAACACACUUUGAAUUGUACAAACAAAUUGGUAUUGACCCACCAAGGGGUGUAUUAAUGUAUGGUCCCCCUGGUUGUGGCAAGACAAUGUUAGCUAAAGCUGUAGCUCAUCAUACAACUGCUGCAUUCAUUCGUGUUGUUGGUUCAGAAUUUGUUCAAAAAUACCUAGGAGAAGGUCCAAGAAUGGUUCGUGAUGUGUUCCGUUUAGCUAAAGAAAAUUCUCCAGCUAUUAUAUUCAUUGAUGAAAUUGAUGCUAUUGCUACCAAACGUUUUGAUGCCCAAACUGGAGCUGAUCGUGAAGUUCAACGUAUUCUUUUAGAACUGCUAAAUCAAAUGGAUGGAUUCGAUCAAACUACCAAUGUAAAAGUUAUAAUGGCCACAAAUCGUGCUGAUACUUUGGAUCCAGCUUUGUUAAGACCUGGUCGUUUAGAUAGAAAAAUAGAAUUUCCAUUACCUGAUCGCCGUCAAAAACGUUUAGUAUUUUCAACUAUAACAGCUAAAAUGAAUCUCAGUGAAGAAGUUGACUUGGAGGACUAUGUUGCUAGACCAGACAGGAUUUCUGGAGCUGAUAUAAAUGCUAUUUGUCAGGAGGCUGGAAUGCAUGCUGUUCGAGAAAAUCGUUAUAUUGUACUACCAAAAGAUUUUGAGAAGGGAUAUAAGAAUAAUAUCAAAAAAGAUGAAUCAGAACAUGAAUUCUAUAAAUAAUUUUUUGUCAAGGGUUUAUAUUCUGACAUUUUUUUUUUUAAGUACAGAAUUUAUAAAAUUAUCCUUAUUUCAAUUAAUUUUAUACUAAUUGAUAGUGUAUCUUAAGUAAGAAAUUUAUUAAUAAAAUAUUAUAAUUAAUUUGUGUUACAAAAUAAAACUGCAGUCCAUUUA